GUAAUGUAAGGUGCAGAGGUACUUGGGAGCCUGUGGAGCCACACAGGACCAGGAGGCCUCCAGACCCUAUGGCAGUCAGCCCCUUGGAGCAGCGGCUGGGCAGCCUCACCAUCUUCACCCGAGAUGAGUUUGAGGAUGAAUGGCACCGAGUAGCCAGUGGUGGCUUCAGCCAGGUGUUCCAAGCAAGGCACAAGCUCUGGAGGACCCAGUAUGCCAUCAAGUGCUCCUCGUGCCUCCAGAAGGAAACCACCAGCUCUGAGAUGAGUUGUCUCUUUGAAGAAGCCAUCAAAAUGGAAAAGAUUAAGUUUCAACACAUUGUGUCCAUCUAUGGGGUAUGCAAGCAGCCCCUGGGCAUUGUGAUGGAGUUCAUGGCCAAUGGUUCCCUGGAGAAGACAUUACCUACCCACAGCCUCAGCUGGCCACUCAAGUUCCGCAUCAUCCAUGAAACCAGCUUGGCCAUGAACUUCCUCCACAGCAUUAAGCCACCCCUGCUCCACCUAGACCUCAAACCAGGCAACAUCCUGCUGGACAACAAUAUGCAUGUCAAGAUUUCAGACUUUGGCCUGUCUAAGUGGAUGGAGCAGUCAACCCACAUGCAGCAUAUUGAGAGAUCGGCUCUGCGGGGCACACUCAGCUACAUCCCCCCUGAAAUGUUCCUGGAGAACAACAAGGCUCCAGGGCCUGAAUAUGAUAUGUACAGCUUUGGGAUUGUCAUCUGGGAGAUUCUCACUCAGAAGAAACCAUAUGCAGGACUCAAUACAAUGACCAUCAUCAUCCGGGUAGCUGCAGGCAUGAGGCCCUCCUUGCAGCCUGUCUCUACUGAAUGGCCAGGGGAGGCCCACCAGAUGAUGGACCUGAUGAAGCGCUGCUGGGACCAAGACCCUAAGAAGAGGCCAUGCUUUAUAAAUGUGACCAUUGAAACAGACAUGCUGCUGUCUCUGCUCCAGAGCCCUAUGGCAGACCCUGAGUGUGAAGCUCUGGUCCGGAAGGUGUCUUGUAAGCCAUCACUGAGCCAGCCCCACAAGGUCAGCGAUGAAGUCAACCAGGAGCUUUCACACAGUGGCUCAGGUGACUCCUUGAAGUGGAUCCUACAGCUCUCUGACAGCAAGAGCUUGGUCCCAAGUGACGAAGAACUACAUGUCUAUGAGAACAAAGUGACUCCCCUCCACUUCCUAGUGGCCCAGGGCAGCUUGGAACAAGUGAGACUUCUGCUGUCUCAUGAGGUUGAUGUGGACUGCCAGACAGCCUCCGGCUAUACACCACUCCUCAUCGCCACCCAGGACCAGCAGCCUGACCUCUGUGCCCUGCUCCUGGCACAUGGUGCUGAUGCCAACCUGGCAGAUGAGGAUGGCUGGGCCCCAUUGCAUUUUGCAGCCCAGAAUGGGGAUGACCACAUUGCCCGUCUGCUCCUGGACCAUGGGGCCCUAGUGGAUGCCCAGGAGCACGAGGGCUGGACCCCACUCCACCUAGCUGCACAGAAUAACUUUGAGAAUGUGGCGCGGCUUCUGGUCUCUCGACAGGCUGACCUCAACCCUCGGGAGACUGAGGGCAAGACGCCCCUCCAUGUGGCUGCAUACUUUGGCCACAUUGGUCUAGUCAAGUUGCUGACAGGACAUGGGGCUGAGCUAAAUGCUCAGCAGAGAAACCUGAGGACACCCCUGCACCUGGCAGUGGAGAGGGGGAAAGUGAGAGCCAUCCAACACCUGCUAAAGAGUGGGGCAUCCCCUGAUGCCCUUGACUAUGGUGGCUAUAGCCCACUGCACAUUGCUGUAGCCAGGGGCAAGCAACUUAUCUUCAAGAUGCUUCUCAGAUAUGGGGCCAGCCUUGAGCUACCCACACAACAGGGAUGGACACCCCUACACCUAGCAACUUACAAGGGCCACGUGGAGAUCAUCCAUCUGCUGGCCAAGAGCCAUGCAGACCUGGAUGCUCUUGGAAGUAUGCAUUGGACUCCCCUGCACCUGGCUGCCUUCCAUGGAGAGGAGGUGGCGGUGUUGGCACUGCUACAGGGUGGGGCCAACCCCAAUGCUGCUGAACAAUCAGGCUGGACUCCUCUCCACUUGGCAGUGCAGAAAGGCACCUUCCUGGGUAUCAUCCACCUUCUAGAGCAUGGUGCUGACGUCCAUGCUUGCAACAAGGUGGGCUGGACACCUGCCCACCUGGCUGCUCUCAAGGGCAACACAGCCAUCCUCAAAGUGCUGGUCAAGGCUGGUGCCCAACUGAACAUCAAAGAUGGAGUUGGCUGCACACCUCUGCAGCUGGCCCUCCGCAACCAAAAACAGGGGAUAGUGACCUUCCUGGAGGGCAAGGAGCCUUCACUAGCCAUUCUGGGAGUUUCUGAACCUGGAUCCCAGACAGAAGUUUAG
This is a messenger RNA of Phodopus roborovskii (desert hamster), 2366 nucleotides long. It is a transcript of the gene Ankk1, whose product is annotated as ankyrin repeat and kinase domain containing 1. The transcript is spliced from 8 exons. Gene Ontology annotation, cellular component: cytoplasm. Bases 69 to 2366 code for a protein of 765 amino acids. Gene Ontology annotation, biological process: protein phosphorylation; regulation of cell cycle process. NCBI's taxonomy places the organism in Eukaryota, Metazoa, Chordata, Mammalia, Rodentia, Cricetidae. The record is from RefSeq and is a predicted model, not a curated record. Gene Ontology annotation, molecular function: protein binding; ATP binding; protein kinase activity.